Xenopus laevis (African clawed frog) is the source of this 1894-nucleotide messenger RNA. RefSeq names its product rhodopsin, GQ-coupled. NCBI's taxonomy places the organism in Eukaryota, Metazoa, Chordata, Amphibia, Anura, Pipidae. The transcript is spliced from 5 exons. The coding region runs from base 529 to 1542 and encodes 337 amino acids. The record is from RefSeq and is a predicted model, not a curated record.
UCGCGCCCGUGCUGUUCCGCUGCCUAAUGUUCAGCCCUUUUGUGUCCGAGAUCCAGAGUAACAAAAUGCUGGGAGUUAAGUGAAGGAAUAGUUUGUUUGGGUUGUGUCUCUAGGGUUUGCACACUUGUGUGUAUCAGUCAGCUGGCAGACGCUGGAUAUAACAGGAUGCUGCAUGUCAUAUGAUUACUGAUCCAUAGACAGUCGCUAUACAACUGGCCAUUCAAGCACAGGCAGCCUCAGUCUCCUGCAACUGUGGAAUCUUCAGCUGCUCCUUUCAGAACAGAUUCCCAAUUCAUUCUUCUCUUUCUGCCAAGAAUACCACCGAUUCGGUGAUUGCUGUAUAUUUCUACAUGGACAACAUAGUAAUCUGCCAGCAGAAAGGGAUGCGUGCCUUACAGGUCCUCCUGAUCAUCUAUUAAUGGACUAGUUCAUUUGCUGCAGAUCAACACAUUGGAGACGGGAUGCUAACGCAAAGCAAUGAACACAAACCCCGCAAUAUAAUCGGCUAGUCCAGAGUGUGGGCAGAAGAUGCAUGCUGUUCUCUCACUCUUCAUCACAGUUAUGAUCACUACAAGCAUUGGCACAGUAGGAGCCAAUGCUCUACUUUUGGUAUUAUUUGCGUCUCAUCUGAAGCUACGCACGGACACGUGGGCUCUUACGCUAAACCUCAGUAUCUGUGACCUGAUUUUCGGGAUGUGUGUUGUUCCGGUUGCGAUCUACAACUGCCUGUUCCAAGGAGGUAUUUUUUCGGAAGGAGGCACUGCGUGUCAGCUGCUGGGAUUCCUGUUUGUCUUACUCAAGUUGGCUUCCUUGAACUCCUUGGUGUGGGCUACCAUUGACAAGUUUGCAGAGAUUGCCUUCCCAUUGAGAUAUGCCCAGCUAAUUACUAAGAAGCGGAUCAUGUUUAUUCUGGCAAUCUUGUGGAUUUAUGCCAUUGCUGUGGCUGCCCUUCCAUUCAUGGGCUUUGGAGCAUAUUGCUACAGUAAAGAUGUCUAUAUGUGCCUCCCAGCAUUUGGCUCUUCAACCACAGCAUACAGCGUAUUGUUCCUGAGCGUGGGAGUUCUUGUCCCAAUAACGGGGAUAAGCAUUCUGUAUCUCUCUAUCAUUCACAUCGCCAGAUAUCAAGCAAAAAGGGGGACCUUUGUAUGCAACGAUCAACACUGCUAUUAUGUACCUAUUCGCUCUUACUUUAGGAAUACACUUGUCCUCAUUGUCUCUGCAUUUUAUUUGCUGGUGUGCUGGAUACCAUCACUUACAAUCAGCUUCUAUGAAACAUUUUACACUCCCAAUGUUCCAGCGAUUGCAAAAAUGGUUUCCAUUUGGCUAGUGGUGCUGACGUCAACAUUAAAUCCCUGGAUCAAUUCCCUGGCUCAAAGGAACUACAGGAGAGCUCUACGGGAAAGUUGGUGGAAGCUAAAAAGAAUAUUUGAAAGCCUAGGCUCCAGUUCUCGACCACAGAAUGACAAUAAUGCAAGGAAUUUUGGUAUCCAGUCACAGCAGUGUCUGCCCGGACAUAAAACUGAGAGACUGACACAUACAUGACUGCCGCAGGCAAGGACUCACGGCAAGUAGAAUACUAAAUCUGGAGGUCAGAGAAAUGACAAAGCAUAUCGACCCAACACCAGUGAUACGAGAGCAGUUAUAAGCAGCUCAGAAACUUUUUGACUAAGGCCAACUUGUUGGUCACUGAAAACAUUCCAGAAGAGACAGAAGUCGUGGGAAAAACAUGGCUUCCAUUGGAUAGACAUACGACGGGCAGAAUGAAAUGCAGGAAAUUAUGUUUAACUCUACACAAACUUAACGGCUAUUCCCAGUGGUGCAGCUCAACAACAUCUUUAAACUGCUGAUGCAGUUGUACAUUUCGUUGUUUCGAUAUUUUCUUGGACUAAAAAAA